This is a messenger RNA of Mercenaria mercenaria, 534 nucleotides long. RefSeq names its product protein GVQW3-like. Bases 1 to 534 code for a protein of 177 amino acids. Gene Ontology annotation, molecular function: nucleic acid binding. The record is from RefSeq and is a predicted model, not a curated record. The transcript has a single exon. NCBI's taxonomy places the organism in Eukaryota, Metazoa, Mollusca, Bivalvia, Venerida, Veneridae.
AUGACAACGCCGAAAUUGACGGAGCAGCGCGCUGCUAUUAAAUUCUGUGUUAAACUGAAUAAAACGCCCUCGGAAACCAUGAGUAUGUUGUCAGAUGCCAAUUUGAAACCGCCGGUAUGUAGGGCACUUGUGUAUAAGUGGCACAAACGUUUUCGAGAAGGAAGGGAAUCAUUCGAGGACGAUUCCGGAAGAGAACGGCCAAAACUUGUGUCUUCUGCAAUGAUUCAACGAGUGAACGACGUCGUGGAUGAAGACAGGCGAAUCACUAUAGGGGAAAUAUGUGAUAGAAUUCAUGUGAGUUACGGAACUAUACAAACAAUAUUAACUGAGAAACUCUGUAUGCACCGUAUAUGUGCCCGUUGGAUACCUCGUUUACUAUCUGCUGGUGACAAAAGCCGUCGUGUUGUGGCAUCCAGGGAAUUUCUGCGCCGUUACAACAACCAAGGCGAAGCGUUCUUGAAAAGAAUCAUCACGACAGAAGAAAACUGGCUGUUCUUUUAUGACCCGGAAAGUAAACAACAAUCGUCCCAGUAG